AUGGGAUAUCUUUGGCAAGAGACGUACGAGCCAGCGACGGUGGCUUUCAUACUGGUGGGGUCCGCGCUGGUGUUCAUCAUGGUGCCAGGGCUGGGGUUUCUGUACUCGGGACUUACGAGACGGAAGUCAGCGCUGGCGCAGAUUUGGGCAGUGAUAAUGGCUACACUGGUAGGAAUGGUGCAAUGGUAUUUCUGGGGCUACUCUCUAGCAUUUUCCAAGACUUCGGAGAACCACAAGUUCAUAGGUAAUCUGGACUCGUUUGGAUUCCGAAACGUGUACGGAAAGGUGGAUAGCGAUAGCACGUACCCGGAAAUAGCAUUUGCCGCAUUCCAAGGGUUGUUCAUGUGCGUUACUCUGAGUAUUAUCGCCGGUUGCACGGCGGAACGUGGUAGGAUGCUUCCGCACAUGGUUUUCUUGUUUUGCUUCGCCACAGUAGUGUACUGUCCCGUGACGUACUGGAUCUGGGACUCGGAUGGAUGGGCAGCCAGAUGGGGAGUGCUCGACUGGGCUGGAGGCGGGCCUGUCGAAAUUCUCUCGAGUGCAGGUGGUUUUGUCUACUCUGCAUUUCUUGGCAGGCGCAAAGAAAGUCAGCUCAUCAAUUUUAGACCACAUAAUGUAUCGAUGGUGACGCUGGGGACGUCUUUGCUGUGGUUCGGAUGGCUGGGCUUCAACGCUUGCACGUCAUUGGACCCCAAUUUGAAGUCGGCUUAUGCUUUUAUGAACACCAACUUGAGUGCUGCUGCGGGUGGGAUGACGUGGUGUCUGCUCGACUUUAGACUCGAAAAGAAGUGGUCUACCGUCGGUCUUUGCUCAGGUAUCAUUUCUGGGCUGGUGGCGGCAACGCCAAGCUCCGGGUGCAUCACGCUUUAUGGGUCUCUUAUCCAAGGUAUAGUUGCAGGUGUUAUUUGUAACUUCGCCACAAAGAUAAAGUACUACUUGAAGGUUGACGACGCAAUGGACAUAUUAGCGGAGCACGGUAUCGCUGGGGUUGUAGGGUUGUUCUUCAACGCUCUUUUCGCAGCAGACUGGGUUAUAGGCAUGGACGGCGCUACGGACCAUGAAGGUGGAUGGAUUACCCACAACUAUAAGCAGAUGUACAAACAGAUUGCAUACAUCGCUGCUGUGUACGGAUACGGCAUGGUGGUCACUGGAAUUCUCUGCUUCGUCAUAGAUAAGAUUCCCGGGUUGCAAUUGAGAGCUACAGAGGACGCUGAAGAGCGCGGUCUCGACGAAGACCAAAUUGGGGAAUUCGCAUAUGACUACGUUGAAGUAAGGCGGGACUACUAUUCAUGGGGGGUUAAUAAUAACACUACUGACACUUCCUCAGAAGAUAACGAAAAUCCUUCCGAGCAACAGGAGGAAAAGCAUCGCGCCGUUGCUUCGCAAAUGGGCGCCACAACUUUGCAUGAGGCUUAA
Molecule: messenger RNA, 1416 nt
Organism: Lachancea fermentati
Lineage: Eukaryota; Fungi; Ascomycota; Saccharomycetes; Saccharomycetales; Saccharomycetaceae
Source: the annotation of a GenBank genome assembly